GCCAUCAGCUAUGCUGCCGCCUAGCCAAAUGUAGCUGAUGUAAUGUGAAGCAAAUGGAGGUUUCAAAAACGCAGAAAGGAAGUCAACGGGACUGUUUAUGCUCAAUACGUGGUCCCGUGAGAUUUAUUGUUCCUUAAAUUACAACAACUUGGAUUUCUGGUUGCUGACAGCAAAUUCACUUCCUUUUUCCGCGUAUUUAAGAGGAUCAUCCGGUGUUCUCUAUCCAAAAUGUGCUGACGGCAGGUCUCUUGACAGCACGGCAGAACGAUGACGUUUCAAGCCGGGAAAACACUUUUGGACAGAAUUGCAAUGAUUUACAUUUUAUUUUUGUUCGUUGGCUUUUUAAACGCCUUAAAAACGCAACGCUUUACCAGACAGGGAGGUUCGUUCCCUUCUUCUAAGAUCUCCGUCAGCUAUGAAACUUUUUACUUUGAUCAAAAGAUUGAUCAUUUUGGCUUCCUAGAGGAUGGCACGUACAAACAGCGCUACCUUGUGGCUGACAAAUAUUGGCGCUCGCCUGGCGGGCCCAUUUUGUUUUACACAGGCAAUGAAGGAGACAUCACCUGGUUCUGUAACAAUACUGGCUUCAUGUGGGAUGUAGCUGGUGAGCUUGGCGCCAUGUUGGUUUUUGCAGAACAUCGUUAUUACGGAGAAUCGAUGCCAUUCGGAGCGGACUCUUUUAGCGACAGCAAACAUCUCAACUACUUGACAGCAGAGCAGGCCCUAGCGGAUUUCGCCGUUCUGAUCCAGAACUUGAAACUGCGCCGAACUGGAGCCCAGCAAAGCCCGGUUAUCGCUAUGGGAGGGUCAUACGGUGGGAUGCUAGCCGCAUGGUUUAGGAUGAAGUACCCCAACGUGGUUGUCGGCGCUUUGGCAGCGUCUGCGCCAAUCUGGCAGUUUUCCGGGAUGGUACCGUGUGGCGACUUCCAUAAAGUGGUCACACGGGACUUUGCUAUAAGUGGACGCAACUGCGAUGCAAAUAUUCGAGCAUCAUGGAAGGCCAUCAGUAACCUCUCUGCUACUGCAUCAGGUCUGGAGUGGCUGUCAGAGGAGUUCGGGUUGUGCACGGCGCUGAAAAGUGACAAGGACGUCGUUGCCUUCAAGGGUUGGCUCCAGGAGACAUGGGUCAACUUGGCUAUGGUGGACUACCCGUACCAGGCUGAUUUCCUGCAACCACUUCCCCGCUGGCCAAUCCAGGCGGUGUGCAAGUAUCUGACGAUGGAUUCAUCUGCUUCUGACCGGCAGAUCCUUCACGGGGUGUCGCAAGCAGUAAAUCUCUAUUAUAACUACACCGGGAGCUCCUCCUGCCUCAACACCUCCGAGACGGCUACCGGCAAUCUCGGCAUAAUCGGCUGGGACUACCAGGCCUGCACUGAAAUGGUGAUGCCUAUGUGCACCGACGGUGUACGGGACAUGUUUGAACCUGCUGAGUGGAAUUUCCAAGCCUUCUCGGACGAGUGCCACUCCAUGUUUGGCAUCAGGCCGCGAGCCGACUGGGCCGGCGUGGUUUUCGGCGGAAAGGACAUCGCUUCGCACAGCAAUAUCAUCUUUAGUAACGGCGGCCUGGACCCAUGGUCUUCCGGAGGAGUCACGCACAACUUGUCCGACUCGCUGGUGUCAAUCAUGAUUCCGGAUGGCGCUCACCACCUGGACCUGCGCGCCGCCAACGAUCAGGACACACCUUCCGUACGUGCGGCCCGUGCUCUAGAGCUAAGCUAUUUUAAAAAGUGGAUCAAACAAGCUGAGAAAACGAUCCAUAAUCUUUCCUGAAUGAUAUUUUGUACACAUUUUUUGAUCAGAUUCAUUAUUAUUUUUAAUUUUUUUUACAACUCUGAAUAAAAUGAAGCAUCCAAAGCCAGCAGGAACAAUGGCAUGGAAAUUUAAUAAAAGUCCACAGUCGGAGGAAGCCAAUAACGGGAGUGGCAGGAGGUUAUUACCAUGUGACCCCGUCCUGCAAGCCCCCCUCCCAGGGUGACCAUUCACUUCACCAGCUGCCUGGUUGUUCCCCCUGCUAGCAAUAUUAUUAACACAGCUCCCUGGGGGAAGGGAGUGUAAUGGAAGGGUAAAAGUGAGGUGAGGCUAAAGUUCACCCUUCAAUAUAAGUUCAAAAGAGUCACAAAAUUGUGCAAAUAUUCCGAUAAUUGCCGAAUAAGACUUGGUAAUUAUUUAGAGGUGGACCGAUAUGGGAUUUUCAAAUGCCGAUACUGAUAUCUAAAAAAAUUUUCUGCCGAUUGACGAUAUCCAAAGCCGAUUUUGGAAGCCGAUAUUUGAGGCCGAUAAACUUUUUUUUUUUUUUUUUUUUAAGCACGUUGAUUAUGAAAAGCAUUUUUUAAAAAAUGGAUCAACAGCUUCAAAUUUACAAUGAUAAUCUGCAUGGUUGGGCAUCGAUGGGAUCCGGGAUUAUCUCUCUAUCAGUCUAUAUGCCCUGACUGUGAACUGAAAAAUGUUGCUGCUGAACACAACGAAGAAGCCACAUGAAGUCUAGCUCCGUUAUGAGCAAAUCAAAUGAAGUGGCUAAUUUAGCUUAGCGCAAAAACGUGUCGUUUCGCUUGGCAUAAAUGACAACAAAGUAACAGAAUCAGCACGCCGAAAUGACAUAAGACCCUCUAGCAAAACGUGCAAAUUUACAGAUUUUGUUUUAUCAAGGGUUCCCAACGAUGUGUAGUGCAGAGGACGUGUAGCGUCUGUACACAGUCUGUACACCAGACAUGUCCAAAGUCCAGCCCGGGGGCCAAAUGCGGCCCGUGGACAAAUUUCAUCCGGCCCCCAGCAUCUGUAAAUCAAUAACGUCUGGCCCACACACAGACUUAAUAAAUUGGCCAGCAGUACUGCUACCAGCAUAUGAAGUAGCUUACACACUAAAUGCUGCUCCUCCUUUACCCACGAAAAGGCAGCAGCACUCUAAGCAACAUUACCCCGUGUGGCCUUUACGCCCAAUUUUCUAAAAUGGCGACAAUUAACAAAAAAAGGAAUGUUGACUGCGACGGCCGACGCUUCAAGGAUAGGUGGAAAUUGGACUGUUUCUUCGCUGAAAUACGCAACAACUGUCUGCCUAAUUUGCAAAAAGACAGUUGCUGGUUUUGAAGAGUUCAAUGUGAGGCGAUAUUACCAAACAAGACUAGGGCUGUCAAACGAUUAAAAAUUUUAAUCGUGUUAAUUACAGCUUAAAAAUUAAUUAAUCUUAAUUAAUCGCAAUUCAAACCAUCUAUAAAAUAUGCCAUAUUUUUCUGUAAAUUAUUGUUGGAAUGGAAAGAUAAGACAAAAGAUGGAUAUAUACAUUCAACAUACGGUACAUAGGAACUAUAUUUGUUUAUUAUAACAAUAAAUCAAAAAGAUGGCAUUAACAUUGUUAUCGUUCUGUUUAAGCGAUCCAUGGAUAGAAAGACUUGUAGUUCUUAAAAGAUAAAUGAUAGUACAAGUUAUAGAAAUUUUAUAUUAAAACCCCUCUUAAUGCUUUCGUUUUAAUAAAAUUUGUAAAACUUUCAAUCAAAAAAUAAACUAGUAGCCCGCCAUUGUUGAUUUCAAUAAUUACUUACACAAUGCUCAUGGGUGAUGAAGUCUAUAAAAUCAGUCGCACCCAAGCUUCAGCAGAGGGCGUCAAAACGCCAUAAAACACAAUUAACAUGCGGGCAUUUCUCUGUACUGUCAUUUAAAUCUGUCUGAGCGGGGCAUGUGCGUUAAUUGCGUCAAAUAUUUUAAUGUGAUUAAUUUGAAAAAUUAAUUACCGCCCGUUAAUGCGAUAAUUUUGACAGCCCUAAACAAGACACGCUGACAUGUACGACAAGAUUAUAGGGAAGAUCCGUAGCGAGAAAAUGAAGCAACUUGAAGCUAGUUUAAUUCCACAGCAGCAGUAUUUCGCAAGAGCCCGAGAGUUGAAAGAGAACGCCACAAAGGUUAGUUCCGAGAUUGUUGAAAUUACUAAUAAAAUAAUAAUAAAGCAAAUGGGAAGCACAGAAUGGAUUGCUAAAAUUUGCUUAAAUAUAUUGUUCAACAUAAAGGACGUCAGCCAAGGUCGGCUUCCCAAAUUUUUACCACACCAAAUCUGGCCCCCUUUGCAAAAAGUUUGGACGCCCCUGCUGUACACCUCAAGGAUUUUUUUUCCAACUAAUGUUAUUUUUUUCCUGCUGCUUCCAUGAAUUCACCACUAGGGGAAGCCAUGCAUACAUAGCAAAAACUGUAGAGUCCGGAGUUGCAAUAGUGACAUCUUGUGGACCGAUGAACAAUAUAUCCGUUUAGAAAGGACUCAAACUUAAAAAGUAGUCAACUUAAUAUCAGGGGACAGAACACCCCCCGCGUGAGAUGUCACCCCUUAACUAACUUAUAGAAAUACCACCUAAAACAAACGAUGCAAUGCAAUAAAGGCCUGCAGAAUAAAACACUCUAAAACAUAGGCAAAUAAUGUGUAAAUGUUUUCUCUGUGAGCUUUGUGAAAAAUAAACAUUUUUAUGAUAGUUUCUUCAUCAUAUUCAAGUUUGAAGACUGAUUUUUAUACACUAGUUAAAAAUAGCCCUGGGAGGAAUUCAUAACGAAGUUAAUUGAAAGUUAAUAUGAUUUAAAACAUAAUCAAAAAGUUAGGAAAUUAAUAUGAAGUAUGCAAUUUAUUUGACCCUACAUAUUAAAAGAAUCAGAAUCGAAAACCGUUUGGAACCGGAAUCAAAUCGUGGAAUCGGAACCGGUACCGUUCAAAUUCAAACGAUGCCCAACCCUAAUGACCUGAGACUUUGAGGAUUAACUCGGCACUUAAGCAAGAACAAUACAUUAUUUUCAAAUAAUUAAACCCACCUCGACGUCACAACGAAAUGUAAACAACUCAGCGGGACAGAUGAAGAAGCAGCUCGCCAUGCUAACACUAAUGCUAACGCUACGAGUUACAUUUGGAGUGUAAGGAUUACCCGGUAAACAUCUUAAAAGGCUAAAGUAACAUUGCAUAUUCUCUCAUGCAUGAUAAAAAAAAAAAUAUUUACAAAACGUGCAAGCCUGAAGCUUCCUGUAGCAGCCUGACUUCAAGCUGCUGCAGGGUCCUUCCGGGGUCUCACAGUCAAUCAGUGGCGGCCACAGUUGCCCAAACAGAUGCCUGAUCAAAAUCCUUUUUUAUCAGCUUUUCUUUUUUUUUUUUUUUGCUUAAUCGGCUGAUGGGAGGGGGAAAUAUUAAGUGUUUUACACUAAAACAGGGAUGUUAAACUCAUAUACGUUGCAGGUCAUAUCGUACUUAUGUUUAGCCAUUAGGUCAGCCGACCAAUACAAAUUUUAACUCAUUGGCUGCCAUUAUGUUUACUUUGACAACAUUUUUUCAAUUCGAUCUGUAUUCAUGGACACUAAAAAUAUUGAUCCGAUUAGGUCUUUCGUGUUCAUGUAUCAGAACGUCAGUCGGAACAAAUUAUUUUGAUGUGCGCAGAUUGAUGCAGCUAAAUGAUGAAGCUAAGUUGGUAAGUGGUGGAAUGUAAUGAAGUAAAAGUACUUCGUUCAAGUAAAAGUACUUCGUUACUGCUAAGUAAAAGUACUUUGUUACUGUAUUUAAGUACAAAUAUAAAGCUGUACUUUUUACUUAACUACAUUUUAGAGCACACAUCUGUACUUUUAGUCCACUACUUUUCAAGUUGUCACCUGCGUUACAUACUACUUUUACUUAAAUGUAUAUAUAUGUAUCUUAUGUAACACAUUUUUUGCAUCGGAAAAAAAUACUUUUACUUAAAGCAAGUACUUUUGUACUUGAGUACAUUUUUUCUUAGUUACUUACAUUGGUAUGAAAAAGUAUCUGAACCUUUUGGAAUUUCUCACAUUUCUGCAUAAAAUCACCAUCAAAUGUGAUCUGAUCUCUAUCAAAAUCACACAGAUGAAAAAACUGUCUGCUUUAAUUAAAACCAAACAUUUAUAGGCUUUCAUAUUUUAAUGAGUAUAGCAGGCAAACAAUGACAGAAGAGGGAAAAAUAAGUAAGUGAACCAUCUGCCAAAGCAAACUUAAAGGGCAAUUGAAACCAAUUUUUACCAAACAUUUUAAGUCAGGUGUGUGCCCAGUCACUGACGAGUGGUUUAAAGCUGCUAUGCACACUAUAAAACACACACCUGGUAAGAAUUGUCUUGAUGAGAACCAUUGGCUGACGUGCAUCAUGGCUCGGACAAAAGAGCUGUCUGAGACGUGCGAUCAAGGAUUGUUGAUUUGUAUAAAGCUGGGAAAGGAUACUAAACCAUCUGUAAAAGUCUGGAUGUUCAUCAAUCGACAGUCAGAGAAGUUGUCUCCAAAUGGAGCGAGUUCGGCACUGUUGCUUCUCUCCCAAAGAGUGGCCGUCCACCAAAGAUGAUGCCAAGAGUUCAGCGCAGAAUACUCAGAGAGGUACAAAAGAAUCUUAGAGUGUCUGCUAAAGCCUUCAGAAAUACCUGGCACAGUAAUAUCUCUGUGCACACAUCAACUAUACUGUAUGUAAAACUAUUGCCAAGAAUGGUGUUCAUGGGAGGACCCCACGAAGGAAGCCACUGCUGUCUUAAAAAAAAAAAGUAAAAAUGUAAUGUAAAAACCAUUGUUGCUCGUUUGAUGUUCGCAAAAGGGCACUUGGACACUCCACAGAAGUUUUGGCAAAAUAUUUUUGGACUGAUGAAACCAAGGUUGAAUUGUUUGGGAGUAACACACAACGUCGUCUGUGGAGGAAAAAUGGAACAGCUCACGAACAUCAAGACCUUAUCCCCACCGUGAAUCAUGGUGGAGGGAGCAUCAUAAUUUGGGGCUGUUUUGUUGCCUCGGGGCCUGGACAACUUAGAAUCUUUUUUUUUUUUUGUCACCGUAUCUGUACUUAAGUAACAAAAGUGAGUACUUCAUCAGCCACUGAGUUUCAAAGAAGGCAACAUAGUAUUAAAGAAUAUUUAUCCCCAAUUUUCACGCAUAAUGAGGUAGUGUACACAUUUAUAAAAAUAUUGUUUUUUGACCAGCUGCUCGCUAAAAUGUUCCGUUUCAAACAAAAACUUACUGCUUGUAUUUUAAUGCAUUCUCUUCUUCUUGUUGUAGCUAAAUUGAUAGGUCUACAAGGUUUUUUCCCCACGCAACAAACCAAAAUGAAAUCUGUGUCUGCUAUGUCUUUUUGUUACUACAUCAAAGCGCAUGAACAGGACGUACUUGUAAUUAUCAAUGUGGUACCAAUGUCGCUACUGUGGAUGCUUCACAAGCAACAAAUGUGCGUACAGGUUUGCAGCUGUAAUCUUUCCAGCUCCCUCGCUCUCAGUCGGUUGCGCGACUUCUUCGUGGGACCAAAUGUGCUCUUACUCGCAUCUGGAAGUACUACCUGCUCUACGCUUCCUAUACCAAAAUAAAAGCAUGUAUCACCAAUCAGUCAACAUUAAAAAAAAAAAAAAAAACGCCUUGAGAUAAAAUGGCGGACGAGACACCGGCAUCGUCAAGUCGAAAUCACGGAAGUCGGGUACGUCGUAACCCGGGUACUACCUGUAUAUAACCUCCGUGGAUCUAAUAAGUUACGUUUUUCCCAGUGUCAAAAUUGUGUCCAGUGACUACUGAUGUCACGCCACUGAACCACACGACCAAUGGGGGCGUGUCCCUUUUACCUACACUGACGCGAUGCAGAUGGGUAACGAGUCAAGCGCUGGUAUGUCGCCCAACAAAAAGAAGCAAAAGCUGGACUUUUCACCGCUUUGUCAAGAGCUGCUCUGACUUUUCAGAUAGUAAGAUAUACCGACAAGGUCCCCCGCCACCCAAAGGCCCUCCUUAAAAAGUUUUCUCAGGACUCUAAGGGGUCGUUUAUUCCGACAGCGACCAUCAAUCAAAGGCGUUAUUUAGUAUUCACCGGAGGCCAAACGCCAAAGUGUGUCGCGGUUAGCGGGCGGACCACACACGCAUGGACACUACAUAGAAUGAGAUUAAAGGUUGGGGUGGUGUUGCAUUGAAGGAGGGAGUGCAUGGGGGCGACUGAAAAAGUUUGCUUCAGGGGACCAUUAUGUCAGCCAACCCAUAUCAAUAGAAAAACAUGGCUGCCAUCAGUGUUGUUUUUGGCAGACUUUUUAACUUUCAUCUUAGGCUACGUCUACACUAGGACUGAUAAUGGCCUUAAACGUGUAAUUAAUUGGACUACACGGCAUGUCAGCUACACUAGUAUGCCUCCUAUCCGGAUUAGUUGUUAGACUGAUAAUGUAGGCGGGUAAUGUUACCCGCUGCCUACGCUCCGCCUAAUAUGGACUGCUGCCUCCGUACAACAUUCGGAUACUCGGGAAGGGGUGUCAUGCCGUCGCUGUUUUUAAUGUGGCAUGACAGUAUCGUAAACAAUGGAGGCGGACGAUCACGACGUGG
Messenger RNA from Corythoichthys intestinalis (scribbled pipefish), 8287 nucleotides. It is a transcript of the gene prcp, whose product is annotated as prolylcarboxypeptidase (angiotensinase C). Gene Ontology annotation, molecular function: dipeptidyl-peptidase activity; serine-type exopeptidase activity. Gene Ontology annotation, biological process: angiogenesis involved in wound healing; negative regulation of systemic arterial blood pressure; regulation of blood vessel endothelial cell migration. Bases 268 to 1770 code for a protein of 500 amino acids. The transcript has 9 exons. Lineage: Eukaryota; Metazoa; Chordata; Actinopteri; Syngnathiformes; Syngnathidae. The record is from RefSeq and is a predicted model, not a curated record.